GCUGCACCUGGGGGCAGGAGCGGGGGGCAGUGGGAUCCUCUCCUGCUGACCUGGGCCUCCCUCUGUCACCACAUUCGCCCCAGGACCCUCAUUUAGACAUCACUCUGAGGCCACCCUGGGCUGUGGGCCUGCAGCUGCCUCCCGCGGGUGCUCUGGCAGAACAGGAGAGUUCUUCCAGCCUCCUCAGAAAGGGGGAGACAGCAGAGCAUAGGGUCUGGCUUCAAGCCCCAGUGCUUGUAUUUAGUGUUUAUGUGACCUUGGGCAAGUUUCUGUACCCUUUGAAACCUCAAUUUCCUCAUCUGUAAAAUGGGGUUAAUACUAAUUCUUCCUCACAGGGUGGUGGUUGUGAUGGUUAAGUGAGACCAGGCAUGUCAAGGGCUUGGCACUAUGCCUGGCACCUGGUGAGGCUCAAAAUAGGGCUGCCUGUUAAUAUCCUGUGGGAUCCUUGCUUGGCCUCUGGAGUCCAGGGCCUGAGAGUCUCUGCAGUAACCAGCUGUUGCCUUCUCUCUGCUCAGGGUAUCAAAAAACCGUUCACUGAGGUCAUCCGUGCCAACAUUGGGGACGCCCAGGCCAUGGGUCAGCAGCCAAUCACCUUCCUCCGACAGGUGAUGGCACUCUGCACCUACCCAAACCUCCUGGACAGCCCCAGCUUUCCAGAAGAUGCUAAGAAGCGAGCCCGACGGAUCCUACAGGCCUGUGGUGGGAACAGCCUGGGGUCUUAUAGUGCCAGCCAGGGUGUUAACUGCAUCCGCGAAGAUGUGGCUGCCUACAUCACCCGGAGAGACGGCGGCGUGCCUGCAGACCCAGACAACAUUUACCUGACCACUGGAGCGAGCGACGGCAUUUCAACGAUCCUGAAGAUCCUGGUUUCCGGGGGCGGCAAGUCGCGGACGGGGGUGAUGAUCCCCAUCCCCCAGUACCCCCUCUACUCCGCAGUUAUCUCUGAGCUCGAUGCUGUCCAGGUGAACUAUUACCUGGACGAGGAGAACUGCUGGGCCCUGAAUGUGAAUGAGCUCCGGAGGGCCCUGCGGGAGGCCAAAGAGCACUGUGACCCCAAGGUGCUGUGUAUCAUCAACCCCGGGAACCCCACAGGCCAGGUGCAAAGCAGGAAGUGCAUAGAAGACGUGAUCCACUUCGCGUGGGAGGAGAAGCUCUUUCUCCUGGCCGAUGAGGUGUACCAGGACAACGUGUACUCUCCGGACUGCAGGUUCCACUCCUUUAAGAAGGUGCUUUCCGAGAUGGGGCCCGAGUAUUCCAGCAACGUGGAACUCGCCUCCUUCCACUCCACCUCCAAGGGCUACAUGGGCGAGUGUGGCUACAGGGGAGGCUACAUGGAGGUCAUCAACCUGCACCCUGAGAUCAAAGGUCAGCUGGUGAAGCUGCUCUCAGUACGUCUGUGCCCACCAGUGUCUGGGCAGGCCGCCAUGGACAUUGUGGUGAACCCCCCGGUGCCCGGAGAGGAGUCCUUCGAGCAGUUCAUGAGGGAGAAAGAAUCUGUCCUGAGUAAUCUGGCCAAAAAAGCUAAGCUGACAGAAGACCUGUUUAACCAAGUCCCAGGAAUUCACUGCAACCCCUUGCAGGGGGCCAUGUAUGCCUUUCCUCGGAUCUUCAUUCCCCCCAAAGCCGUGGAGGCAGCUCAGGCCCACAGCAUGGCCCCUGACAUGUUCUACUGCAUGAAGCUCCUGGAGGAGACGGGCAUCUGUGUCGUGCCUGGCAGCGGCUUUGGGCAGAGGGAAGGCACCUACCACUUCAGAAUGACCAUCCUCCCUCCGGUGGAGAAGCUGAAGACGGUCCUACAGAAGGUGAAGGACUUUCACAUCCAGUUCCUGCAGAAGUUCGCAUGAGGCCUCCUGGGGCCCCAGCGGGAGACGGGUCCCCACCUUCCUGAUGCCCCAGACUGCACCCGCCUCCCCCAGUGACUCUGCCUCAGGCCUCACAAGGGCCACUGGUCACGUUCAUUGUCAUCUGCCCCAGGAGACUUCUUUCUUUGUGCCUUGAUGUUGGGAGCACUUCUCUUCUGAGCCAAUGUGAACUGGGGAUAUCUCAAGCCCUGUGUGUUUUUUUUUGAUGCAACCAAAGUAGAGGGGACUGGGCCAGGCUGUGUGGCGGUGCUCUUGGGAUCUGCUGCUGCUGCUCUUGGAAGGUUCAUCUGGAGGUUAGAACGACACGGUUGUGUUGGGUGAGAUCCUGCACAUCUGGAGAAACAAGAUGUUGGGAAAUGCACGGCUUGCCCAUGGAGAGGACUGGAAGUCCCCAAUCACCACGUGAUCUGUGAAAUAAAACCCUUGGUGCAGAAACCUAGCCCUCCCAGCAGGAGAGCCCGGAGUCCACUGCAGGCUCAGAGGGGGCCCCCCCUCCUGGCCCGGAGGGCGACAGCUUGUCUCAUCCCGAUGGUCAGGGCAGGAGCACAUGGGUCACACAGGAUACCAAGCUGGUGGUGGGCACUGAGGGAUACGGCCAAUGUUUUCCUGUGUCCUGCAGGGGAUGAGUGGGUGUGAGCCAAGAUCCCAGUUGACCUAGGUAAUGAGGACUCUGUGCACACACGAGGGCUUCCGGGGUGACCGGUCCCCUCCCAUGGUUAGGCUGGGACAGAAGGUACAGCCCAGAGUGAUUCUGCCUGGUGGGGGGUGUAGCCAUCCUGCUUUUCCCCAACUGUGGUUCUCUCAAGGGCUCGAUUGAUUUUGUACACACACCGCCCUCUGCUGGUGACAGGGACAAUGAAACACUGAAAACGUUCUAAUGACUGAGGGGCCUCCUCAAGGACUUGACAGUCACCCCUGUCCCCAUAGUGUCUGUUGAGUCAUUUCAAACUGCAUUUGAUCCAUUUCCUACCCAUUAAUUGGCCAAAGUGCCUGGUAGCUCGGCUGCUGUGGAGAGUACAUGCUAUCGAUUUGGAGUGUCUAAAAGUGUUUCAACUUAAUGCAAAGUGUUUUGCCUCCACACUUGCUGCAGGCUCCCCUCCAGACUACAGACAGGUGUCCUGUAGCAUCAGUCACCUCUCCAGGCUUGGGGUGUCCUCCCCCUAGCGUGCAGCUUUCCUGGCUUAGCAAACCUGACUGGGCCCCACCUACACUCCCAGAAAGUGGGAGCUAUGGGCAGGAACAGCCUCCCCAGGGGGCAGUUAGGGAACCCUAGGCCAGCUCAGGAGUCUGGGGACCCAGCAAGUCCCAAAAUAAAAUGGAAGGAGCUGGAGAGAGAAAUACAAAGAGUGAGUUUUGAAAACAGCCUCCCUGGCUCCAAUUUCCGUGCAGGGGAUGCAAUAGCAAACUGCCAACUGUCCCUACCUGCCGGCGUCACAGUCCCUAUGAAGAAGGCAGCCACAGCCUUGAGUAACAAAGGGAAUAUUUGGGAACUUUUCUCUCCUUAAAAACAUGGAGAUGUUGCACUUGGGCUUGUUGAAUGGUACAUAAACCAGGGUGCAUCCCAGAGCUGUGAGAUAUCUGGUGGAAAGGUUAAAUAGUAUAGGCUAGUCUAUUUUUUAUAUUUUUGUAACAAUUUUUUCAUGGGUGGAGGGUGGGCUAGUAUUUGUAGUCUUAACAAGUCCAGUAGUUUUUUUAUAAAUCUCUUUGGAUUAUAAAUAACCCCUAAGAUCUUUGCAAUGUUUACAUGGUUUUUAAAAAGAUGCCAUAUACACUUGGUUUGCUUUUAAAACAAAUGAAUAGAAACAUAAUAAGGAAUGCUGGGGUUAGGCUAACUUUAGACAAGCACUGAUUGCCAUAGAUUUCCUUUUCUGCAUUCUAUUCUGGUGCCUUGUUUGGGCACCACUGGAGGAGGAAGCCAUUUGUCGUUUGGGGUCACACUGUAAAUCUACACCUGUGAGGUUUUCCAUCCAUUUAUAUCUGCACGUGGCGGAUGCUGGGCUCACCCUGGGUGGUCCGUCACCUCGCACCUGGAGGCUGGGCUGAGUGUCCCAAAGUGCUGAUUUGCAGGAAGAGCGGACAGGCCUGCCUGUCCCAUUUUCUAGUCGAUUCUCUUAGGAGUCUCCUGAGCAAGGUACUUAAUGACGACAGCUCUCCUGGAAAUUUCUAAAUAAAACACGUUGAAAUGGU
Messenger RNA from Miniopterus natalensis, 4049 nucleotides. Lineage: Eukaryota; Metazoa; Chordata; Mammalia; Chiroptera; Miniopteridae. The record is from RefSeq and is a predicted model, not a curated record.